CCUCCCCGAAACCAUUUUCCCACCCCAUCCCCAUCCCUUCCCACCCUCCCCAUCCUGGUCCUGGCUUGCGACCGCACUUCUGUCCGCCGCUGUUUGGAUUCUUUACUCCGCUAUCGUCCUUCGGCCCAACGCUUCCCCAUCAUCGUCAGCCAAGACUGCGGGCACCGCGAAACGGCGGCCGUCAUCUCAUCCUACGGCGAUUCCAUCACCCACCUUCAUCCUCCCCACGGAUCCGAAGCUCCAUCCGUCCCGGAUGAACACCGCAAAUUCUUGGGUUACUACAAAAUCUCCCGUCAUUACCGGUGGGCUUUGGCUCACGUUUUCCGCGUCCUACGUUACCCGGCCGCCAUCGUGGUGGAGGACGACCUGGAAGUGGCUCCGGAUUUUUACGAGUAUUUCCAAGCCGUUUAUCCUUUACUCUUGGAGGACGGCAGCCUUUGGUGCGUCUCCGCUUGGCACGACAACGGCAAGGAGCAGCUGGUGGACGCCGCUCGACCGGAGCUGCUGUACCGCACCGAUUUCUUCCCCGGUUUGGGUUGGCUGCUGACCGAACGCCUUUGGGACGAGCUGGAGCCCAAGUGGCCGCCCGCUUUUUGGGACGAUUGGAUGCGGCAACCCGAGCAGCGCCGCGGCCGGGCGUGCGUGAGGCCGGAGGUGUCCCGCACCGUCACGUUCGGCCGCAAGGGCGUCAGCCACGGCCAGUUCUUCGAGCAGCACCUGCGGCACAUGGCGCUCAACCGCCGCUUCGUGCCCUUCACCCGCAUGGACCUCGGCUACCUGCGGCGCGACGCCUUCGACCGCCGCUGGGCGGCGCAGCUGAGCGCCGCCCGCCCCGUGCGCCUGGACGAGCUGCGGGCCGGCGGCGGCGGCGGCGGCGGCGGGGCGCUGCGGCUGCGCUACGGAGGCAGGGACGCGUUCCGCGCCGCCGCCAAGGCCCUGGGGCUCAUGGACGACCUGAAGGCCGGCGUGCCCAGGGCCGCCUACCGCGGCGUCGUCACCUUCGUGCACCGCGGGCGCCGCGUCUACCUGGCGCCCGACGAGGGCUGGGCGGGCUACGACUCGUCGUGGGGCUGACGGGCUGCAAUGAAGUGGCGACCGAGCA
Messenger RNA from Phasianus colchicus (ring-necked pheasant), 1102 nucleotides. RefSeq names its product alpha-1,3-mannosyl-glycoprotein 2-beta-N-acetylglucosaminyltransferase (gene MGAT1). Lineage: Eukaryota; Metazoa; Chordata; Aves; Galliformes; Phasianidae. Gene Ontology annotation, biological process: protein N-linked glycosylation. The record is from RefSeq and is a predicted model, not a curated record. Gene Ontology annotation, molecular function: alpha-1,3-mannosylglycoprotein 2-beta-N-acetylglucosaminyltransferase activity. Gene Ontology annotation, cellular component: Golgi apparatus.